AUGACCCAUCUUCAAAUAAUCCCUCAAAGGGUUGACUUGGAUUUUGUAGGCAUAAGGUGUGAAAGUAAAGAGCUUGAUGUUGAAAUAAGAAACCUGAUAGAGAAGAAUAACACUUAUCAGUUGUGUCAGGAGCCCAAACCUAUUGCCCAAGAGAGUCCAGACCAUCAGAGAACUUUGUGUUCCCUUAAGACUCGUAAUGAAACAAAUGCUCAAGGCCAUCUUGGAUGUGCAUGGGAAGGUAUGAGUGACAUGGAAACCCCAGCAGAUCCACUAGAAUCAAGGCACAUAUUACUGACCAAAAAGAAAACUAAAUCGGCCAGUUCUCUUGAGCAACAGAUUCUCUCACUGGAAAGACAGAGGCAAGAGCUUCUGGAGGUGAACAAGCAAUGGGAUCAUCAAUUCAGACGUAUGAAACAGCUUUAUGAAAAACAGCUGGCAGAAGUGAAAGCAAAACUGGAUGUGUCAGAGAGGAGAGUCAGUGAGCUGGAAGAAGAGAGGCAUCGGUGGCAUCCAGGAGAUGAGAGAUUGCAAGCCCUGGGCAGGGAGAGGCCGUUGCAGGAGACGAAAGAAACAAAAGUCCUUAGUGAAGCUCUCCGUGAAACGAAGGAAGAGAACAAGCUCCUCAAGCAGAAGAAUGCCUCCAUGGUCAGAAAGAAAGAACACUAUGAGUGUGAAAUAAGUCGUCUCAAUAAGGCCCUUCUGGAUGCAUUGAAAAAGCAGCACUCACCUGUUCCUGGAACUUCUUCAGAGAAGGGUGACAGGAACAGCAUUGAGGACAUGAAAACUCAACUUGAAGUUCUCAGACAGCAGGUACAAAUAUAUGAAGAAGACUUCAGGAAGGAGAGAUCUGACAGAGAAAGACUUAAUGAGGAGAAAGAAGCUUUGCAGAAAACUAACGAGAGAUUACAGUCUAAACUGAAUAAACUAAACUCUCAGCCAUACAUCGAUACUAGGAGAGUCUUGCAGUGGUACGAGGUGAGGGGCCGUCAGCCGCCCUUUGCUGCCAUCGGCUUUAGUGGGAGUGCAGAGCAGGUCGGGCAUUCUGGGUACUGCUGCAGUAAGGCCCCAGACUUGCCAGUGAUUUUAUGGACAAAAGACCUCCCAAUACAGUCUGAGAGGCCCAGCUACCCAUCUCCCCUCUUCCUCUCACCAUGUGUUAAUUACGGAAGUUGUGGGUUGGUUCUUCACUAUCCAGAUCCUCGAGCACACCCAGCAUCUCACAGCGCACAUGAACAGCAGCAGCACUCGCCAGACUAUCAGUGGUAUGUUCCUGACCAGUUUCCGCCAGAUGUGCAGCACAAGGCAAAUGAUUCAUCCUUGGAUAAGAGAGCCCAUCGCUGA
Molecule: messenger RNA, 1341 nt
Organism: Chaetura pelagica (chimney swift)
Lineage: Eukaryota; Metazoa; Chordata; Aves; Apodiformes; Apodidae
Gene: TNIP3
Product: TNFAIP3 interacting protein 3
Exons: 13
Coding region: 1-1341 (446 amino acids)
Biological process (GO): regulation of transcription by RNA polymerase II; cellular response to lipopolysaccharide
Source: RefSeq, a predicted model, not a curated record